CCUCACUCCUCCCCCUUUUCCCCGUGAGCCCGUGACCGACCCCGCCUCCCUCCCCUCCCCUCCCGACCCUGCCCCUCGCCGCCGAUCCGACCCUCCGCCGCGAAAAUCUCGCCGGGGAUGGCCGCCGCCUCGCCGCCGGAGGAGAAUCCCCGCCAGGACCCCCCGCCGGCCGAGCCGGAGGUCGCGGCGCCGCCGGCGAGGCGGACGCGCCCGCCGCGCGCGUGCAGCCGCCCCCUGGUGCCGCCCGCGCCAUACCCCACGCCCCCUCCGCGGCGGUCGGGCCCGGGGCGGCCGAGGAAGGUCGUGGAGGAGGAGCGCGAGGAGGCGGAGCCGGAGCCGCCGCAAUGCCGCGUGGUGACGCCUCUCGUCGCGGAGCCCGCGGACCCCGCCGAGCUGCCGCGGUGGAGGCUGCGGGGCAUGUGGGAGCUCGCCUCCGUCCUCAACUUCCUCCAGGUGUUCCGGCCAUUGCUGAACAUUGCGGCGGAGUUCACGGCGGAGGAGCUGGAGGACGCCCUCCUGGUGCCCAAUGGCACGCUGGAUGACCUGCAUGUGCCGCUAUUAAGGUCGAUUCCUCCUGUAGCUCGAAUGUCUAUGGCGGAUGGAAAAUGGGUCACAGUGUUAUGUAGAAAAUUGAAGGACUGGUGGCAUCUGGUUGCACAAGGCAAUCUACCAAUCGUUGCCUCACAUGGAGCGGAAAUUCAAGCGUACAAGGAACUUGAGCCAGCGACUCGAUUAAUGAUCCUGAAAGCAAUAUGUGACAUACGCUGUGAGCAAGAUGAUGUUCGGAUCUUCGUAGAUAGUUGUCUAAAAAGGGGCUAUCAGCUCCCUGAUUUCUGCAAACAACGAAUUGGGGGAGAUUCCCAUGGAAUCUCAUACUGGUAUGAUGAAGAUCCGAUUCUUGGGCGUCGAUUGUAUCGCGAAAUUAGACAAGUGGAGUAUGUGAAGGAGCAAACAAGAAAAUCUAAACGAAAUGGGUUCUUAGGUGUUCCAGUUGUAUCCUAUCAGUGGGAGACUGUCGCAACUAACUUUGUUGAAUUUGAAGCAGCAGCAGAAAAACUCUUUUCAAGUAGUAACAGGACAGAGGUCUCACUUGGAAAGAAGUUGAAGCUCAAUUAUCUCCCAGAGAUGGAAAAGACUCACAAGAAGAAGGAGAAGCUGCUAAAAAAGCAACAAAGAGAAGCCCUUCUCCUUAACAGCUACUUAACAUUUGAUAGAUUCACCUCUGGCCGCUCCCAACGUGAAAGAAAGCGCGUCACCUAUACUUUUGAUGAUUAUGACCGUUCAAUAAAUGAGGCCCUAAAAGCAAUAAAGAAAAGUGAGAACCCUGUUCAGGUCGUUACCACUACCAACAGAGGAGUACUUGUCCCAACACAAGAGGCAUCAAGUAAUGGUACGUUAGCUGGACCCUCACCUGCAUGUAAUGGACCGCGUGGAGAAUCUCCACUGAAGUCGCAUAGCUACCAAGGGAGUGGUGGUGAGGAAAAGGCUGAGACCCUUGAUCGUAGGUCUCGUCAAAGAAAAAGAUCUCAAAGAUACACAACAGACUUUGUUGAGAAUGUCUCGGACAUCGACACGAACUUUGACAGCGAUGACGAUAUCAUGGGCGAAGCUGUUUAUGACGAGGAGUACCUUAGAAGUCGAAAACAACCCAAGGCAAGUACUUCAGAGUAUGAUGGAGAAUUUCGAUCGGAAGACCAAGUGGAGUAUUCUUUGAGCAGUGAAGAUGAAGAGGGGACUCAACGGUCCAAGAGAUUGCCAAAUCGCAGUCCUCGAGGGGCCAAGCUGAAAUCUAUGGAUUUAAUCCAAACAGGCAUCAAGCGCAAUAAGCGCUCUGCGCGGCCCCAUAUGAAUCACCAGCGGUACUCUGCUAAAGAUACUGAAUUGGGAAAGCCAGUCGAACUGAAUGCAUCGGAUCCAGAUGCCGGCUCUGGUGCACUAGACAGUGCAAAUACCUCAAUAAAAAGUCAAGAGCAGCGACUACUUCACAUAGUGAAGAUGCACCCUCCUGGCAGGGAGGAGGGCAAAGUUGCUGGGAGACGAUUCCUCCACCUUAAUGAGAUUGCGCCUGCCGGUGGUUUCGAUGGCGCGGCCGUCCAGUCUUGACGGCGGAGGACAAAUAACAGGUAAUAAACAUGUUGUGCAGCACAUUCAGGUGCCCAGAGCCUUUUUUGUUUUCACCAGGGCACCGGUGCCGGCACUGGGUGGAGUUGCAGAUCAAAACAGAGAUGGAGCAGCAUCCAUGAGCUGGUGAUGCGUCCCUCAUCCCCCCUACCAUGAGCUGCUUACUGCUGGAACUGAUGAGGAGAUGGUCCCUGUGUGCAGCGGCUGGAUUUCUGGAACCUGUGUCUGAUACUCGACGCCACCGGUGGUGUGUCCAUUGAUCCAUCCGCCGGUCUGCUUGAUUUUUUUCUGUCUGGCAGCAUGUGUGUCAACCCUCCUUGUAGUCAUGUACUCAUUUUUUCUCUCGAGAUCAUGUACUCUCUAGUCUUAUAGGAGCGGUAUUGUGUAUGUCACUUGAGGUGAGGAGGCGUCCUAUAGUGGUUACUGUCAUGUGGUGCAUGCGGCAGUUAUGGACUGUUGACGCCGCUUGGAAGCUGGAACUUUGUUGGUACCUGGAUUCUCCAGGCAAUUGCGAGAGAGAAAUUCUUUGGUC
Molecule: messenger RNA, 2653 nt
Organism: Hordeum vulgare subsp. vulgare (domesticated barley)
Lineage: Eukaryota; Viridiplantae; Streptophyta; Magnoliopsida; Poales; Poaceae
Product: DDT domain-containing protein DDR4-like
Exons: 12
Coding region: 118-2103 (661 amino acids)
Biological process (GO): regulation of DNA-templated transcription
Cellular component (GO): RSF complex
Source: RefSeq, a predicted model, not a curated record